GCGCGCAGUCUGCUCUGUCUCCACGGACGCGCUGCUGUCUGGAUACCACGGUUUUCGCUUUUCUUGGAAUUAUAUUUUAUUCUGAUGCUUUUAAACUUAACCUCGAUGCAGAGAAAUGGGUAAACUGCAUUCGAAACAUGCUGCUAUUUGUAAACCAAGGGAGAGUCCAGAAGGCGACAGUUUUGUAGUUAAUGCCUGCUUGGCAAAGAAGGGAAUAGACGACUGGUUGGCAAAACAGAAGUACUAUCAGCAAGACUAUCCACACAAGAACAACUGCGCUCUGACUCCACGGGACUCUGCUGACGUCUGUGCAGAAGGAAUUGGCAAUGAACACUAUCGUUUAGAAGUGGCUCUACCCCCGGAGAAGACAGACAGCUGCUGUGUGGAGGAGAAGAUGCUGGAGAGGGACCGCCAGUCUCCCGCAGGGCCGCAGAAACAGCUCCAGUUUGAAGAGCUGGAGUGUGCCGUGUCUGUGGAGGAAGAUAACAGGCAGGAGUGGACUUUCACCCUCUAUGACUUUGACAACAAUGGCAAAGUCACAAGAGAGGAUAUCACCAGCUUGCUUCACACUAUCUAUGAAGUGGUGGAUGCCUCGGUCAACCAUUCCCCCAGCAGUAGUAAGACUCUCCGGGUCAAGCUCUCUGUCGCCCCAGACUCCAGCCAGCGUUGGAGAAGCUGUCCACAAGACACAUCCCACUCCAGAGAGAAAAAUGACAAGUGCACAGAAGACCCCAAGAGUGCAGACAAAAAGACUCGCGCGCUCCAAAGGCGCCACCACAGUGACCACCACACCCAGCCUGGCUGCCAGCGCCACUGUGUGGACGAGAACCUGGAGCGCAGGAACCACUACUUGGAUCUAGCUGGGAUUGAGAACUAUACGUCUCGCUUUGGAACUGUGCCUGCUACAGAGACAACAAAGGCAGAGCCUCAGACACGGCCAUCCAACCAAACACGUUCCCGUUCUCAAGAACCUGAAAACGGGCACUCUCAUGCCCACCAUCGCCGCUUACAGGCUGUAGUGGACACCCCCGACGGCCUUCAUGCUGUGCGGUUACGAGUGCACGAACCAGGCAAACAUAGCAUCCGCUCUCCUAAGACCCACAGCCGUAUGGGUCCCACACAAAACAACAGCAGGGCAAUAAGGAGUAGAGGAAACUCGUCUGCCCCCACCCUGCCCAGCCAAACGCCCCCUCACCAAUCGACUGCACCUUAUCGCAAGCUCAAGCAAAGGUCCAAGGACAGUCAGGGCUAUCGGGCUUUGGGACAUGUGUCUACUACUGGGGCAGUGGUGGAGAAGGAGCAGGUGCGGGACAUGCCCAGUGUGGUGCUCUACGAUGGGGCACAAGUGGUCCAGCGGCAUGAGCAUCACCAUCACCAUGAACACCAUCACCACUACCACCACUUCUACCAGUCCUGAACAACUACAAAACUGAAGUGUCUCAUUGAACUACUGCCUCAGAUUGCCUUUUUCCAAACACUGACUGGGUUUAGUGGAGUAGAGGACAGUCACUGGAAAGCCACAACAAAGACUGUUAUAAGGAAAUGGUUCAGACAUAACAGAGUUUGGUAAAGCAACAGGGACACAAUCCAAGGCCACAAUAUGGCUAUGAGAAUAACAGCUGCUGCUUCACAAAGCUCUCAAAUAACAAAUGAACUGUAUCAAAAAGCACCACAUUUGUAAACCACUAAGCCACCAGGGUUAAGGCGAUAGGGGGAUGUUAGGAGUAAAGACUGUGAUGUAAACAUGAACAUUAAUGAAGGAUAGUAAGUGACAGAAGAGCAGGGCAUAUGUGUGUUUGUGAGAAAGACUUUUGUUGUUCUUGUCCUGUGGGUGUCACGACACUGGUGUCUGUGGAGAAACCACUUGAAUGAAUGAAUGGUAUUUAAAGCUGGAUGCUUGGCCAAUUAUUGUGAAAAAUAUGAAGAUUCUUAUUAAAACAUGCAUUAUCCCCAAUGGUAAAAAUAUGAAGGAACCUGCUGAGAAGUAAAAUGAACCGAGAUCCCAAAUCUGCUGCUACCUCUAAUAUAAUCCUAAUUGUUGUUAUGAUUUUAGCUAAGCCUUUACCGGCUCUUUUAAAGUAUGUACACGAAGAGUAGGCGUGUUGAAGUUGUAAAGACCACUCUUUUAUUAACAUUUACUGUACAUAGGUGUAUAUUGUUAGCAAUUUUAUAAGCUUUAUUGAUAAUGUGAUAUCUUUGUAUUCACUAAAACCAUUAUGCUUGUCCUUUAUUACCACUUGACCUACUGUAUAAAAUCCUAUCCACUUUUUGUACAUCUCUCUAUUAGUGACCUGUAGUUCCUUUUGAACAAAUUUGGAUUAGAAAUAUAUUACAUUUUGUCAGAAUUCCCAAAUCGAAUCUUUUCAUAUUUAAAAUAUUCCAUGAGAAUUUCCGUUUUCUAACAGUACAUUUGUUGUAUUUCUGUCCACUGUUUUCUAUGCAGCCCUGUAAAUUUGCCACUGUGACCCCAUUAAUUGCCAACAAGAAUCGGCAUGUGGCAUGUUUGGGGCAGGCCUUCUUUCAGCUGUCUCAUUCCUAUGCUGGAUGCCUCUCUGUCUCUGUAGGGAGCUCUUCAAAAUGUCUGCUCAUUUUAAUACAGGUUAUUCUAUGUUCUCUGGAUGGUUGAGGGACUUAUUUAACAUUAUGAGUUAAGAUAACAUGCAUUCUGACAAUUACAUGACAUCUGAAUUAGUUUAAUGAGAAGUGCCUUGGUGUUAACACAAUGUAAAACAGUACAAGCUGCCAUUCACUGCCCUGUCGUUGGAUGUCAUCGUGGUUGGGAUGAGCAGGAUUCUUGUGCAAGCAACAGCCAUCUUUUGCAGCUGUUGUGAUGCUAACUUACCCUCAUAGCACUCUGUGGAUAAUAAUUGAAACAGUGUAAGAGUAGCGUGUAAUAUAGAAAUGGAAUCUGAACUGGUUACUAUUUUUCCAGCAGGGUGGUCCAGACAACAACAACAACAGUUAGUUACUAUGAUAAACUGUCUAUUUGUUUUAAGCUUUUCACUAUUUGAAACCAAAUAAGCUGCUGCUAGGGAUUGGUUGAUAAAAGUGAAAAAAAAUUACAGUAUUAUGCAUUUUUUCACUCAUUUGGAAACUUUUUUAGAAUUUAAAGUUUAUGAUUUGAAUAUGAAGCUACCACACUCCAUUUAUUGCAAUGGGCAACUCAUUUUUUUCCUUUCCAUAUGAAUAUGUUGUAAAAGUUCAUCACUGCCAUCCUUUCUACUUGUUUUCAAACUAUUUAGAUAAAAUAAAAGUAGAUGGGUUAUUGAUUACUUGCUUUAUUUAUUGAAUUGCAAAUCUGUGCCAAGGGAAUUGCCAUUUUACAAUAUUAAAGAUAACCCUGUUCUUAA
Boleophthalmus pectinirostris (great blue-spotted mudskipper) is the source of this 3350-nucleotide messenger RNA. It is a transcript of the gene nkd1, whose product is annotated as NKD inhibitor of WNT signaling pathway 1. NCBI's taxonomy places the organism in Eukaryota, Metazoa, Chordata, Actinopteri, Gobiiformes, Gobiidae. Gene Ontology annotation, biological process: negative regulation of Wnt signaling pathway. The record is from RefSeq and is a predicted model, not a curated record. Gene Ontology annotation, molecular function: calcium ion binding. The transcript has 10 exons. Gene Ontology annotation, cellular component: cytoplasm. The coding region runs from base 116 to 1417 and encodes 433 amino acids.